Messenger RNA from Penaeus chinensis, 7534 nucleotides. RefSeq names its product tyrosine-protein kinase Src42A-like (gene Src42A). Gene Ontology annotation, molecular function: ATP binding; signaling receptor binding; non-membrane spanning protein tyrosine kinase activity. The transcript has 10 exons. Bases 223 to 1839 code for a protein of 538 amino acids. Gene Ontology annotation, biological process: cell differentiation; protein phosphorylation; cell surface receptor protein tyrosine kinase signaling pathway. Gene Ontology annotation, cellular component: extrinsic component of cytoplasmic side of plasma membrane. NCBI's taxonomy places the organism in Eukaryota, Metazoa, Arthropoda, Malacostraca, Decapoda, Penaeidae. The record is from RefSeq and is a predicted model, not a curated record.
UUGUUGUGCUGGGAAAGUGAAAAUGAAGAAGAUGGAGGCGUAGUGCGGCCGGGAGACCAUGUUCGGCGAAUUUUUCCCAAAUAAACCCCUCCAAGCUUUUGCCAGUGUCAUGUGCGUUGGUGUGGAGUGAAGUGUUUAAUCUGUGCUUUCCAUUCCGCUCUUCGGAGAGCGUGUGGAGUAGGAUAUAAGUGUGUGAAAAGAGAAAAUAAAAGAUCAGCCAAAAUGGGGAACUGUUUUAGUAGCAAUUCGGGAACGGGGAAAAAAGACUCGACCAUUUCUGACAGUCGGAGUAUUGCCUCGCCCAACAACAUUUUCACGGAACAGGUGCAGUCACCACCUAUGACUGGGCCAACAAUCAGUGACCCAAGUGGGGCUGUGCGAGGACCUGCAGACAGUCAUCCCCUGGGAGGACGGCCCAUGAAUGGGCUUAAUCCCACCUUACCUUCACUGCCAGACCCAGAGGGCACAGCUGCAACAUUAUCAAAAAUAUUUGUCGCACUCUAUGACUAUGAUGCGAGAACAGAUGAAGACUUGAGUUUUAAAAAGGGAGAGCAUUUAGAAAUCCUUAAUGACACGCAAGGUGACUGGUGGUUCGCAAGAUCAAAAGCUACCAAGCAGGAGGGCUACAUCCCUUCAAACUAUGUAGCCAAGCUCAAGAGUAUAGAAGCUGAACCUUGGUACUUUGGUAAAAUCAAGAGAAUAGAAGCAGAGAAGAAAUUACUUUUACCUGAGAAUGAACACGGCGCCUUCUUAAUACGAGAUUCAGAAAGCAGAAGAAAUGACUACUCUUUAUCAGUCCGAGAUGGUGAUACAGUCAAGCACUACCGUAUCCGACAACUAGACGAGGGGGGCUUCUUCAUUGCCCGCAGGACAACUUUCCGAACUCUCCAGGAGCUGGUUGAACACUACAGUAAAGACGCCGAUGGCCUUUGCGUCAACCUCCGCAAACCAUGCAUUCAGGCUAUUGAGAAGCCAGUUACAGCAGGAUUGUCUCACAACACCAGAGAUCAGUGGGAGAUUGACCGCUCGUCUCUCAAGUUUGUUCGCAAGUUGGGACACGGGCAAUUUGGAGAGGUUUGGGAAGGCCUCUGGAACAACACAACUCCUGUGGCUAUCAAAACCCUCAAGCCUGGUACAAUGGAUCCUAAGGACUUUUUGUCCGAAGCCCAAAUAAUGAAGAAAUUACGUCAUCAGAAGUUGAUCCAACUGUAUGCAGUAUGCACUCUAGAAGAACCAAUUUAUAUUAUUACAGAACUUAUGAAGAAUGGGUCUCUCCUUGAGUAUCUUCAGGGUAAAGGAAGAGGGUUGAAGCUAAACAACCUCAUUGAUAUGGCAGCACAAAUCGCUGCAGGUAUGGCCUACUUAGAGUCACAGAAUUAUAUCCACCGUGACUUGGCUGCUAGGAAUGUACUUGUAGGGGACAGCAACAUCGUCAAAAUUGCAGAUUUCGGUCUGGCUCGACUAAUCAAGGAGGAUGAAUAUGAGGCAAGAGUGGGUGCACGCUUCCCCAUCAAGUGGACAGCCCCUGAAGCAGCAAACUACUCCAAGUUCUCCAUCAAGAGUGAUGUCUGGUCAUUUGGUAUCCUUCUCACAGAGCUAAUAACAUAUGGCCGCAUACCAUAUCCAGGUAUGACAAACGCAGAGGUGCUACACCAGGUGGAGCAUGGGUACCGAAUGCCUCCACCACCUGGCUGUCCACCAGCUCUCUACGACAUCAUGGUUGAAUGUUGGCACAAGGACCCCAUGAAGAGACCAACCUUUGAGACCCUUCAGUGGAAGUUGGAAGACUUCUUCACCCUGGAGGGAUCAGAGUACAAGGAAGCCGCUGUGGCUUACUGACCCUCAAUAAUGAAGCCCAGGUCGGCUGCCUCUAAUGACAUGGAACUUUAUCCUGCAUUCUCUUAAGUAUUCUGUUUGUUGAUGUAGGAACUGGAAAGUUCUACACUGACUGACCUACACUGACGUCAGGUCAAGGACUAAGCUUCUGUGCCUGGAAGCUACUUAACCCUCAAUGACCACUGAGUGUAGACUUGUAGAAAACCUUCACAGGAAAUCGGUAUUAUAUUUAAAUGGACUUGUUGUUCAGUAGGCUCAUGUGGGUUAGUUGAUUGUGAUUAUAGCAGUCAUAACAUCUAUUCACUUUCUUGGUGGAAAUGCAAAAUAGCCAACCAACAUCAAUUUAAAAAAUGGUCAUGACAUUUAGUAACAAAGAAGGACAAAUGAAUGGAAAUAUAAACAUACAAGAAGCUCUUGUUACUGAAUGUGACUUGAAAUUAACUCAGUGGUGAUAAUGCAUGAAUACAGUAUUCAGAAUAGAUAUGCUCCAUUUGUGUGUUCUGAAGGAUUAAGAUAUAAAUUGCAAAGAAGCUCAUAUGAAAGGUUUUAUUUAUUAUUACUUUUUUUUAUCAAUAUUAUUUUUAAUCUUGGUCAAGAGAUGUGUAAGAUACUACUUUUAUAUUUGCAAAUUUUAAAACAGGGUACAGUUGCCCUGAUUUUUUUCUCUAUAUAUAUUAUGGUACGCAAUUAGGGAUUAUAGACAGAUGUAGUGUCUGUGACCAAAGUAUGAUUUAUACAUGAUAUUCAGGGAAAAGAAAUUACCGAAGCAGAAAUCAUAGAAAGGCAAAAGUCAUUGGAAGUGUUUCUCCUGCUGCGUGCAGACAUAUUUUUGUGAGAAAGAGACAUGGUAAAUGGUGAUAGUUACUUUGUAUGGCUGAUACUGUGGCUGUAUUUGUGUUUAUACAUGAAAUUUUCUGAGAAGAGGAAAAUGUUCUCAGUUUUCCUUUCUGCCAGGUGUUUAAGCAGUGACUUUUCCAUAUGCAAAUCCUCCCCCAACCUUCAGUAAUAGACAUGCUUCAUGUAGAUUAUUGCCAAUGCAGUCCCAUUGUAAGAUAAAUUUUAUGACGUGGUAAUAUACUUUUAUGCUUAUAAUGCUGGUCCUUUCUUUUCUCAUGGAAGUGCAUGUGGAUUGAUGGAAGGAGCUUAAAAAAGAGGACGUGAAAAAUAAUUAGAUAAAAGAACUGCCUUCUAGGAGAUUGUUACAAAAUGGAAUGUUUCCUAUUUAUGGCAUUUACAGACACUUGGAGUUUGCACCAAAGAUAUGCUGAGAUAGAGAGAGAGGAAAUUUGUUUUAACAAACAGAAAAAAAUGUGUUGGAGAAAGCAUACACUUGUAAGUGCAUUGUGUAUUGUUUCACCUCAUGCUCAACUUGGAACUUGUAUAUGAUAGAAAGUGUUGUGUUGGUUCUUUACCGUUAUGCUCGUGCUGGUGAAUGACUUCUUUUUCUCUCAGUCUACACACACACAAACAUGCUUUCUGUACAUACAUACACAUGGUUUCGAUAUGUAGAUUUUGCCUCCAGGUUGGCAGUUAUCAGUUUUGUUAUUAUCUUCUUUUUAUAGUCAUUGUUGCCAUUGUCAUUAUCAUAAGAAUGAUGUUGGUAAUGUUGAUGACACUAAUGAUAACAAUCAUGAAACUAAUGUUAGUUAUAAUUAUUAUUGUAGAUAUUGUUAUUUUUUUCUUAAACUGCCUUUUGAAUAUUUAUUAAUAACUUGUAAUACUCAGAAGAUUGCAUGAUUGUUAUGUAUACUUUGUUACUUUUUCUUGGAUUGAUUCACUUUCUUAUCCAUUUUUAUUGUCUUUCACAAUCUUAUAUCAAUUCAAUUUCUACUUGAAUCACAUAUCAGAUUACACAUUUGUUUCAUUCACUUUCAGUGUUUUUAUUCAUCUUUUCUUGUUAUUGUUGUUUUGAACAAUGAAUAUACCCUCUACUAAUUUCUCACAUCCUGUUUAAUCCUCAGUAAUCUCCUUCUCAUGCAUUCAUUUCUUAUCACUCCAAAAGACUCCUUAAAAGUGAGCUGUAAAUGGGUAUGUGUUUAUCAGCCACAGCAAUAAACAUGGACAUCUUUUUGAGUUCCAGUUAGAAGCAUAGUCCUUUAUGUAGCAGCUGGCUGAUAUCAUGCUGUAUCUUUGUUGUCUUCAUAAUUUCUUUUACCUCUGUCUUUACUUCUAAGUUAAAAAGCUCACUUUUUAAUCUUUGGAAAACAUGAGGCCAUUUUUGUAAAUUUGUAAAUCUUUGUAUAGACAUGUUGUCAUGUUUUAUCAUUUACUUUAGUGGACUGCAACACACUUGAUAGCUAAACAGGCUUUUGGGAUUGGCAAACUGUGUUUGCUCUCUCUUUAUGCAACUCCAAAUAAAAAAAAUGAAAAGAUAUAAUUCGAAAAAAGUAUGUAUUCUUAUUUUGCUUAUUGAUUCCAAAUUGCCUUAAAAGAUGUGUUUGCAUGGAAAAAUAUUGAACAUGUAAUAGAAUUAUCAAAUCAUUAAAGGAAAAAAUGGGCUACAUGCCAGCAGUUCAUUUGAAGGAAACAUUAUCAGUAAUCUCAGGUACAGCAAAAGGCAGAUCUCUAUGCAGUUGGCAGCAAAGUGGGGGGGAAGUAUAAGUGAGUGUGUAGUGUUUCAGCUCUUGACUGACACAAGUUAGAAUAGGGUUUUGCCAGAUCCUGUAACAAGAUUUACUACAUUCCUGCCUGGAUUAGUUAAGGUUUACAAGAAAUAUGGGAUUGUAUCACGCAGAUACAUGCAGUCUUAGGUGCAUUUAGAAUGGAUUGAAGGAAAAUGAAAUUGAUGUACAUACUAUUAAGGACCAAUGAAAAGAGGUGGUUUUCUUCAGAUUCUCAUAACCACUGAGGCAGUCUAACUAUAUAAGGGAUAAGUUAUUUAUCUGUAUUCUAUUUUUAUUUAUCUUUUAUUUUUUAUACCUUGCCAUAAAGCUAGAGAUGGGCUUAGCCACAGUUUUUGAUUUGUUCAAAGCAAAUGUGGGUAGUCAAGCAUAAAAUUUAAAAAGUGUGCAAUUUGGUUUUACAAAUAAGCCCACAUAAUACAAGUUCUUUUAUCAUGAAAUUAUUUCAUGAACCAUUAAAAUACUUUUUCUAUGUAAAUUAUUGAUUACAGUUAAAGUGAAAAUUAUUUUUGGACAAUAUUUACUAUGUAAUGGCAUAUAUACACAAUAUUUUAUUUAUCAAGUCCAAUGUAGAGGUAGCUUUUUGUGGCAUAGGAAAAAUAAAAUGUAUUUUUUAAUAAUAUAAACAAUUAUGUGUUAAGGUAUAAAAAGUAAGAUUAAAAACUCCAAACCACAGCCUAAUUGCAAAAGGAAAAUUCAUAAACAACUUACAAAAACAAAAUUGUAAAUCAUUAAAUUGUGCCACUGAAAUUAUACCUUAUAGUUCCAGCUAUGUGUCUUAAUGUGUGUGCACACACCAGGUGUCUUUGGCCACACUGGAUGCUCUCUAUGCUACCCUAACUGGUAAUAGGCACCAAAUUAUCAUUUAAAGGGAGAAACUGUGUGGUCCCAUUUUUUUGAAAAAUGUCAAGGAACUGUGUUGAGAGGUAAUGAAUGGGUCAACGACCAAAAAAGGAAAGCAAAAACUAUUUUCUGCAAUAUGGUUCUCCAGCUUGUAGUUACGGGAGCAUGGCAGAGCAUAGACCUUUUCAGGAUGCUCAGAUAUUGUCAGCCUCACUGCUACAGAAAAAUAAUAAAUGAAUAAAAAAAGUAACAAAUUAAAAGUGCCUGCGGCAUUUGUUGUCACACCUAAAAGAACGAAAGGAUUCCCUAAUGAGGCCUUGCCAUUGAGACCAGUACAAUCAGUCUUUUGCAUGGUGCAAUAUUACAGGUUAUGGCUUAGCGGACACAACCUGGUCAGUUUCCUUUUAUACAUAAGGUGCAUAAUUGUAACACCAUUCAAGUUUUGAGAAUUCCUGGCCUUUUUUCACCAUUUUUAUUUUAAAGGUUGUAUUGGGAACUAAUGGUAAGGUUUCUUCAGGCCUGUGUGUGUGUAUAGAGCUAAUUGAUAUUAUAGGUUUAAUUUGGUAAGAUAAGAUGCUACUGUAUAUUACAAGGAGUGUGGUUUUGUACGAUUUGAAGACUAGGAUAUAAUGCCAUUCAAAACUUGUGAUUAAUAAUGUCAAUAUUUUUUACCACUAUGUUCAGCCUCCUUCCCUUCAUGUAUAGCUUGAUGGUGAAUGCUGGCAAAGGAUAGAAUAGUUGCAUAAACAAGAGACUUAACUUGUUGAUUUUUUUCUAAAUGUUUUAUACUUUAUUUGCAAAACAAAUUUCGCAAUAAUGAAUAUCUAAAUGUAAAGUCACUUUUGUACAUUUUAUUUUUAUUCAUAUCCCUCUCUCAUUUUCCCUUCCUCCAUUCCCAUUAUUCUUUUGAGAGUUGAUGAGAGUUGAAAGUCAGCUGCUCUGGUAGAAAGCUUUAUACGGUUAUGUAUGCUCAAUUUGGGUCAUCCUUUGAUUGCAGUAUGUUAGGUCAGUUGUUUCAUCUAGCUAUUAUCACUCGCUACCAGUCAGAACAACCCCUUCAAACUUUAUAAUACAUGACGCCCUAAACAAGGUAGCUUACAGGUUCAUGGUGUUUGUUUGCAUUACUUUCAAAGACUAGUAUUAUGGCAGUUCUCAUGAAUUAGCUCAAACAUUAGAAAAUAUGUGCAUAUGUGCAGCUAUCACAUUUGCACACAAACAUGAACACACAAAUAUGGAUCGGGUUCAUGCCAGUGCCCCAUCCGCUUUUCCCCCCUUUUAGCCACAAACCUAUUAUAAAUGGAUAUACUCAGAUUAUAUUGCUUGUUUUAUCCCCUCAUUCAAGUACUAGGGAGAUGCUACCACAGUGUGAAAGGAUUUGUACCUUCGGGAAAUUUGUGUAUGUGAUAAUUUUGUAGACCCAUUAAAAAUACUUUGUGAUGUUGCCUUGUCAUUUGAUAAGAUAUUGUUGUGGAUAUGCUAACCCAAGAAUACUUUUUUUUCGGUCAGGAAGUCUCAGUCAUGAACCGUCAUAAUCUUUGCACACUCAGUACAGAAAAGUAAUAAUAACCUUUUUUUCCUAAUGUUCGAGGGUGCAUCAUUACCUUUUAGCAUCCCAGAUACCACCAGUGCAUGAAUGUUUUCUGUUUAAUUUUGAUUUUCAUUUUCUUAAACAUCAUUAUGGUAGUUCUUGGCAGGAUACAUAUAUUUAAUUAAAAGAAUGCCAUAGUGUUUAUUGAUGUGUAGUGAGUGAAUUUCUUACCUUUUGUCUUUUGAAAGAUUGAAAUGGCAUCUUGGCUACUGUUACAUGAGAUAAAAAGAAAAAGCAAUGGCAAUGUUCCUACUGUGUGCAAAUAAUGAAGGAGUUUUAUAUUGUAACCAGAAUACUCAAAAGUGGCAUGUGAUGCUCCCUCAGCGUGUUUGUACCCAGUCCAAUGAAUAGUGAUAAGGUCAGUGUGGUCACAAGUGUCAAGUCGCGAGUACACAUUUGGCAUCAUGCAUUUUUUUCACAAUUACAGUGAAGUUUGUAAUUUACUGUAGCUCAAAAGUACAUUUGAAUGAGUAAUAACACACCUGCAAAUGGAAAUGUUAAGAUGAACGAGUGAGGAUUGUCUUAAUAUCACCCAAACGCAUAACUGAAGUGCAGACAUCAGCUGAUUUUUUUCUACGAUAUACUGGCAUCAAAUGAGUCAGGAAGCUUAAUUAUAUGCAUGUUCGUAAUGAAACUUUUGAGAAUA